Molecule: messenger RNA, 1185 nt
Organism: Papaver somniferum (opium poppy)
Lineage: Eukaryota; Viridiplantae; Streptophyta; Magnoliopsida; Ranunculales; Papaveraceae
Exons: 7
Coding region: 82-900 (272 amino acids)
Source: RefSeq, a predicted model, not a curated record
UUCCAUUUUCCUCAGCCGUGUUUUUUGUCUCUCAAUUCUCGUUCUGCGAUCUAAACGAUCUUCCUUAAAUUCCAAGUAAUUAUGUCGGAACGAAAGGCGGAACCUUGUAGCCCUGAAAUAGGCAACACCGAAGAAAUUAGCUCUGAUGUGAAGGCUUUGCUGCGGUGGACAAGUUUUGAAGAGGUGGAGAAUAUUAUUGGUCCCUAUGUUUCUCAAGCGAUUCACAAGGCAGUAAAUGGUGGUUAUAAAAGUGCACAAGAAGUAUAUGAUGAUUACAAAAUCUUCACUCAUGCUCUUAUUCAAUUGGUAAAGGGACAGGAUAAGCCUGAGAUUGGACACUAUGCUGAUGAGUAUUUCCUUCACGCAGCACUGUUGGAAAAGAAAAAGAUGCUUCAGUGGUUUUCGAACAUGUUAUCUGAUGAAUCACUUGGAAAGGUCGACAGAGAUUGGAUCAACGAUCAACUGGUGGAGGACAAAAAUUCUGAACAUUUUUGUUUGGACGACAUACAGUUUAAUACUUACUGGGAUGGGAAGUUGAAAAUGGUGGACGAAGAUGUUAAGAGCGACUUAAGAAGACAAAAGGAAGAAAAGCUUUGUGGGAUUAUUUACCACGAAGAGAAUGAAUUCCAGGCUGAUGACCUAUCUGAAAGAAAGAAAGAGUUCAAGGAGCUCAAAGGGCAUAUCUCUUUCACGUUUAGUAAACUGGAGUCACUAGCCAAACGUAGCUCUGCUUAUCAUCGGACAUUGUGGCAAGUGAAGCAUGCGAUGUCAAUCUCAGUUCUGUUAACGGCAUUCCAGUCACUCCUACAUGUGGAUGAGAAGGAUCUUUCAAGUAUGUGGUCGAAGGAAACGUUACGGUGGAUCGACGCAGUUGCGCCUUGUCAGAUUUUUCCUUUAUAAAAGUGGCCUCUUCUGGGCUUGUUGGUUAAAAGUGUGGAUGUGCUUUAUCACUAGGCCUCAACUUUAUAAGCUCUUCCGACUUUAAACCUUUAAACAUAUGUACGCCUUUGUUGGAACAUAGACUUGAUUUCUGAUUUCUGCAACUCAGUACUUUAUAAGUACAUUUGAGUAUUUUAUUAUCAACUGUUCCCUGCAUAGGUCUGACUAGCGAGUUUUUUGGUUGCAUCUAGGGUUAUACAUGGCUCCACCAUCACUUCAGGUCUUAAAUGGUUAAUAUUUCCACCA